Molecule: messenger RNA, 828 nt
Organism: Phodopus roborovskii (desert hamster)
Lineage: Eukaryota; Metazoa; Chordata; Mammalia; Rodentia; Cricetidae
Product: cyclin-Y-like
Exons: 9
Biological process (GO): regulation of protein kinase activity; regulation of canonical Wnt signaling pathway
Cellular component (GO): plasma membrane; cytoplasmic cyclin-dependent protein kinase holoenzyme complex
Molecular function (GO): cyclin-dependent protein serine/threonine kinase activator activity
Source: RefSeq, a predicted model, not a curated record
AUGGCCGCGGCCGGUAGCCCGGGCCGCUGUCUGGUGGUCGCCGUAGCCCGCCCAUUUGUCGCCGCUGUCCAUGGCGAGGCCCCGCCGCCGCCGUCGCUGCUGACCCGGGGCCGGCGCGGCUUCCGCCCUCCGCCGGGCGCGGGCGGCCUGCCUUUGCGCCCGAGCCCGCGCCCGCGCCCCGGGGCUACCAGCCGGGCGCUCGACGAUGGGGAACACAACCUCGUGCUGCGUGUCGUCCAGCCCCAAGCUCCGGAGGAAUGCGCACUCGCGGCUGGAGUCCUACCGGCCCGACACGGACCUCAGCCGCGAGGACACCGGCUGCAACCUGCAGCACAUCAGCGACAGGGAAAACAUCGACGGUUGAAUACUUGCAGUGAAGGUUAUGUUCUACAAGGCCCCAUAUGUGACCUGGCCCUCCAUGGAGAAAGGUUGCUGGCCAUGAAUUUGAAUAUGGAAUUCAACCCUUCAGACCAUCCUCGGGCCAGCACAAUAUUCCUUAGCAAAUCUCAGACAGAUGUGAGAGAAAAACGCAAGAGUCUCUUCAUUAACCAUCAUCCUCCAGGCCAGACAUCAAGGAAGUACAGCUCCUGCUCCACCAUCUUCCUAGAUGACAGCACAGUCAGUCAGCCAAACCUCAAGUAUACCAUCAAAUGUGUUGCUCUUGCGAUCUAUUACCACUCAAAAACAGAUGUUGAUAAAUGGAGUCAAAGAAAUCCAGUGCCACCAGAUUAUGACAAACACAACCCAGAGCAGAAGCAGAUUUACCGGUUCGUUCGGACACUGUUCAGUGCUGCUCAGCUGACAGCUGAAUGUGCCAUUGUCACCCUG